Messenger RNA from Dipodomys spectabilis (banner-tailed kangaroo rat), 4422 nucleotides. It is a transcript of the gene Lats1, whose product is annotated as large tumor suppressor kinase 1. Lineage: Eukaryota; Metazoa; Chordata; Mammalia; Rodentia; Heteromyidae. Gene Ontology annotation, cellular component: spindle pole. Gene Ontology annotation, biological process: G1/S transition of mitotic cell cycle; regulation of organ growth; hippo signaling. The record is from RefSeq and is a predicted model, not a curated record. Gene Ontology annotation, molecular function: ATP binding; protein binding; protein serine/threonine kinase activity. The coding region runs from base 583 to 3972 and encodes 1129 amino acids. The transcript has 8 exons.
GGGCGGGAGCGACGUGGGGCGACGCCCACCACGCUCGGGGGACAGCGGGCAAGCGGCUCGGGCCGGAGGCCGCACACGGGGCGCCGGCUCCCCUCAGCCUGGCGGCCCGAAGCCCCCAGUCCUCGGCCCCCGCGCAAGCGACGCCGGGAAAUGCCCACAUCCGGGAAUCCUGCAGCGGAGUGCGGCGGCGGCGGCAGCGGCGGCGGCGACACGGAGUGGAAGGCAAAAUGGCGGCGGAGGCGGAGGCCUGGUGCUAAGGGGAGAGCCCGGUCCCCGCGACCCCCGCGACGGGCCGCGCAGGGCCGCGGUCGGCCCCCGGCGUCUCUCCCCGCCCAGCCCUUCCCGAAGCCCCCUGGGAUAAGUGCGGGGCUCUGGGACCGGCCUCCGCGCCGGCCCUCGGGCCCGUGGCCGCUGUCCAGGAGCCCCGCUGUCCCCGCAGGGUUAUUUGGCUUAUAAAGAACUUUAACAUUCCUGUGAACUUUAUCAAAGGAUCAUUUUCACUUUUGCUCAAGGAGAAGCUCUAAAUCUUUCAAGAAGCAUUCACAGAAAUCUGCUGUGUGGGUCACAUAUAUAGAUGUUUUCAUGAAGAGGAGUGAAAAGCCAGAGGGAUAUAGACAAAUGAGGCCUAAGACCUUUCCUGCCAGUAACUACACUGGCAGUAGCCGACAAAUGUUGCAAGAAAUUCGGGAAUCCCUUAGGAAUUUAUCCAAGCCAUCUGAUGCUGCUAAAGCUGAACAUAAUGUUAGCAAAAUGUCAACUGAAGAUCCUCGACAAGUGAGAAACCCACCCAAAUUUGGGACACAUCAUAAAGCCUUACAAGAAAUCCGAAAUUCUCUGCUCCCAUUUGCAAAUGAAACAAGUUCUUCUUCCAGGGGUACUUCAGAAGUUAAUCCACAGAUGUUUCAAGAUUUGCAGGCUGCUGGAUUUGAUGAGGAUAUGGUUAUGCAAGCUCUUCAAAAAACUAAUAACAGAAGUAUAGAAGCAGCAAUUGAAUUCAUUAGUAAAAUGAGUUAUCAAGAUCCUCGACGGGAGCAGAUGGCUGCAGCAGCUGCCAGACCUGUUAAUGCCAGCUUGAAAACAGGGAGUGUACAACAUUCAAUUAACCGCAAACAAAGCUGGAAAGGUUCUAAAGAGUCCUUAGUUCCUCAGAGACAUGGCCAGCCUCUAGGAGAAAACGUGGCCUAUCGUUCUGAAAGUCCCAACUCACAGACAGAUGCAGGAAGACCCUUGUCUGGAUCUGGUAUUACAGCAUUUGUUCAAGCUCACCCAAGUAAUGGUCAAAGAGUGAACCCACCACCACCACCUCAAGUAAGGAGUGUCACUCCUCCACCGCCCCCAAGAGGCCAGACUCCCCCUCCACGAGGUACAACUCCACCUCCCUCUGCAUGGGAACCAAACUCUCAGACAAAGCGCUAUUCUGGGAAUAUGGAAUAUGUGAUCUCUCGAAUUUCCCCUGUUCCACCUGGGGCAUGGCAGGAGAGCUAUCCUCCACCACCUCUGACCGCUUCUCCCAUGAAUCCUCCUAAUCAGGGACAGAGAGGCAUUAAUUCUGUUCCUGUUGGCAGACAACCAAUCAUCAUGCAGAGUUCUAACAAAUACAACUUUCCACCUGUGAGACCUGGAAUCCAGAAUGGUGGUCAAACUGACUUUAUGAUACACCAGAAUGUUGCUCCUGCUGUCCCUGUUAAUCGGCAGCCACCCCCUCCAUAUCCUCUGGCCCCAGCUAAUGGACAAAGCCCUUGCGCUUUACAAACAGGAGGAUCUGCUGCUCCUUCAUCAUAUACUAAUGGAAAUAUUCCUCAAUCUAUGAUGGUGCCAAAUAGAAAUAGUCAUAACAUGGAACUGUAUAACAUUAACGUACCUGGACUACAAACAACUUGGCCUCAGUCAUCAUCUGCUCCUGCCCAGUCAUCCCCCAGCAGUGGGCAUGAGAUUCCUACAUGGCAACCUAACAUACCAGUGAGGUCAAAUUCUUUUAAUAACCCAUUAGGAAAUAGAACAAGUCACUCUGCCAAUUCUCAGCCUUCAGCUACAACAGUCACUGCAAUCACACCAGCUCCUAUUCAACAGCCCGUGAAAAGCAUGCGUGUAUUAAAACCAGAACUACAAACUGCUUUAGCACCUACCCAUCCUUCCUGGAUGCCACAACCAAUUCAAACUGUUCAACCUAGCCCUUUUUCUGAGGGUACCACUUCAAGUAUAACGGUUAAGCCAUCUGUUGCUGAAGCACCAAAUUAUCAAGGUCCACCACCACCUUAUCCAAAACACUUACUACACCAAAAUCCAUCUGUUCCUCCAUAUGAGUCAAUAAAUAAAUCUUGCAAAGAGGACCAGACUGGCUCGCCCAAGGAAGAUGAGGGUGAGAAGAAUUUUGAAAAUGAUAAUGGAGAUAAAGAAAAGAAACAGAUUACAACCUCACCUAUCACUGUGCGGAAAAACAAGAAAGAUGAAGAACGAAGGGAAUCUCGUAUUCAGAGUUAUUCUCCCCAGGCGUUUAAAUUUUUUAUGGAGCAACAUGUAGAAAAUGUCCUCAAAUCUCAUCAGCAACGACUCCAUCGUAAAAAACAAUUAGAGAAUGAAAUGAUGCGGGUUGGAUUAUCUCAAGAUGCCCAGGAUCAAAUGAGAAAGAUGCUUUGCCAGAAAGAGUCUAAUUACAUCCGUCUUAAAAGGGCUAAAAUGGACAAGUCUAUGUUUGUGAAGAUAAAGACAUUAGGAAUAGGAGCAUUUGGUGAAGUCUGUCUAGCAAGAAAAGUAGAUACUAAGGCUUUGUAUGCAACAAAAACUCUUCGAAAGAAAGAUGUUCUACUUCGAAAUCAAGUUGCUCAUGUUAAAGCUGAAAGAGAUAUCCUGGCUGAAGCUGACAAUGAAUGGGUAGUUCGCUUAUAUUAUUCAUUCCAAGAUAAAGACAAUUUAUAUUUUGUAAUGGACUACAUUCCUGGGGGUGAUAUGAUGAGCCUGUUAAUCAGAAUGGGCAUCUUUCCAGAAAAUCUGGCACGAUUCUAUAUAGCAGAACUUACCUGUGCAGUUGAAAGUGUUCAUAAAAUGGGUUUUAUUCAUAGAGAUAUUAAGCCUGAUAACAUUUUGAUUGAUCGUGAUGGUCACAUUAAAUUGACUGACUUUGGCCUGUGCACUGGGUUCAGAUGGACACAUGAUUCCAAGUACUACCAGAGUGGUGACCAUCCACGGCAGGAUAGCAUGGAUUUCAGUAAUGAAUGGGGUGAUCCUUCAAACUGUCGAUGUGGAGACAGACUAAAGCCCCUAGAGCGGAGAGCUGCACGCCAGCACCAGCGAUGUCUAGCACAUUCUUUGGUUGGGACUCCCAAUUAUAUUGCACCUGAAGUGUUGCUACGAACAGGAUAUACACAGUUAUGUGAUUGGUGGAGUGUUGGUGUUAUUCUUUUUGAAAUGUUGGUGGGACAACCUCCUUUCUUGGCACAAACACCAUUAGAAACACAAAUGAAGGUUAUCAACUGGCAGACUUCUCUCCACAUUCCACCACAAGCCAAAUUAAGUCCUGAAGCAUCUGAUCUCAUUAUCAAACUUUGCCGAGGACCAGAAGACCGCUUAGGGAAGAAUGGUGCUGAUGAAAUAAAAGCUCAUCCAUUUUUUAAAACAAUAGAUUUCUCCAGUGAUCUGCGACAGCAAUCAGCUUCAUAUAUUCCCAAAAUCACACACCCAACAGACACAUCAAAUUUUGACCCUGUUGAUCCUGAUAAAUUGUGGAGUGAAGAUAAUGAGGAAGAAAACGUAAAUGACACUCUCAAUGGAUGGUACAAAAAUGGAAAACACCCUGAACAUGCUUUCUAUGAAUUUACCUUUCGGAGGUUUUUUGAUGACAAUGGCUACCCAUAUAAUUAUCCAAAGCCUAUUGAAUAUGAAUAUAUUAAUUCACAAGGCUCAGAGCAACAGUCCGAUGAAGAUGAUCAACAUACAGGCUCAGAGAUAAAAAAUCGUGAUCUAGUGUAUGUUUAACAUAUUAGGAAAAAUUGUAAUGAAGAUUUGCAAAAAGGCCUGAAACGCAGGAAUUUUUGAAGUUUUGAGAAUAAAUGUAUGCAAAUGUGGCAGAGCUAUAUACCUGUACUCUGUGCACAAUAUUUUUAUUUUCCUAAAUUAUGGGAACUCAUUUUAAAAUGUUAAUUUAUUCCACCCCUUUUAAUCAGUAAUUUAGAAAAAAACUGUUAUAAGAAAAGUAAAUUAUGAAUUGAAUAUUAUAGUCAGUUUUUGGUACUUAAAGUACUUAAAAAAUAGUAUUGUGUUUAAAAGGAGAAGCCUGGUAUCUAUUUGUAUAUAUACUAAAUAAUUUUAAAAUUCAAGAGUUUUUGAAAUUUUUUGAAAGACAGUUUGUUUUAUCUUGCUUUAACCAAAUAUGAAACAUACCCAUAUUUGCAGAGCUUUUUUUCUCCUGUAACCUUACUUUUGGUA